Messenger RNA from Rattus rattus (black rat), 2615 nucleotides. RefSeq names its product CFAP20 domain containing (gene Cfap20dc). The record is from RefSeq and is a predicted model, not a curated record. The transcript is spliced from 16 exons. Lineage: Eukaryota; Metazoa; Chordata; Mammalia; Rodentia; Muridae. The coding region runs from base 256 to 2289 and encodes 677 amino acids.
CCCCGGAGGUGGCUGCUGGGCGGUCACGUAGGUUACACACAGUCACUCUGUCGGCGGAGCCCGCAGGCCGCUGUGCCAUCUCUGCCGCGGCUCCCCGAGCGGGGACCACCAUGGCGCGGGUCGGCGGCUGGAGGCUCAGCUGACUGCAGGCGCGAGGUACCGAGGCGAGCCCGAGCCAGCGGGCACAGAGCCAGCUCUGCCGGUCCAUCUCCAGCCGGCAAACUCUGCCUGCCAAACCCAGGGCCCUCUGCGGGAAUGUUCAAAAAUGAGUACCAGGGAGGCGCAUUUGUUGAAAUUUUUAGCGCUCAGGGGAAAAAUCCUGGAGCAAAAUGGAAGAUCUUGGGCAGUCCAUCUGUGAUCUGGAAAGAGUUUGAUAAAGAAGUUAAAAGCUUUGUAUUUGUCCUGGAAGGCAGCAGCCAAACCAACAGAAUCCAGUUGCCGAAGGAGAAUAAGCAAAUCCUUGGACUGAUCCAGAGGUUUCUUGUGCUACAGAUUUACGUGCCCCUGGGACAGGACUUCUCCACCGAAUUACUAAUUACUGACUUAGGAAACAUCAAAAGAAGGUUGUAUUUAUCAACAGUCCAUAAGGAAGUGUCUUCAACACCUCUUCACGCAAAAAUCCCACUCUUCAUGAUCAAGCGUAAAAUCUGGUGCAAUCUGUGCAUUGACCUGGUCGCCUUCACCAGUGAGAUAUUCAAAGGAGCAGUUUUCCAGUCGCUGGAUGGAAUUAUCGUCUCCGCUAACUGUAAGCUGCGGAAGAUCUUCACUUUGAAAUCCAAGCCUCGAGAGACGGCCGAUAGAGACGAUGAACCCACAGAUAUUAUUCCACGAAGCUGUCAACUCGCAACAGAUGUUCCACAUGUCACACAGCUGCUUAACAUGACAAAACUUCGCCAAACUGAAAUUAAAUUUGGAGGUCAUCCUCUAAGAUCUGCAGAAUCAGACCAGUUCAUCAGCAGCAGAGCAGGCAGUGUCCGGAGCAGUAAAAGUCAAGAUGUCUGCCACAUUGCCUUUGGGUCCAGGGUUCUUGGACCACCUCCACCCUCUGGCAGACGGAAUAACCUAAGGCUAUCCGCUGAGACAGUGAGAUCCAUUGGGUACAAAAAUAACCAGUCGUGCCAGCAGCCUACAGAAGAGAAGCAUGUUAACAGUGCAGACGCAUCAGCCUUGCUGAUACCUCCGUCUGAACAGCAAGGAGAGAAAGGAAGUUCUCACCCUGUGAAGCAGACCACGCCUCUGCCUGCCAGUCUCCCUACUCCGUAUCCACAUCCCCCUCGAGACCCGUCAGCAGAUAAGGGUAGCAGCAGAAGAGGACUGGGCCUAAGGAGCAGCAGUGGAAACAGGACCGAGGCGCGCUGUGGGAGUUCCUCAGGAAAUAGCAGGAGUGAAGACGACGUAGCCAUGGCCGCCAACCGUCUCACACCGCUGACGACAGAGCCAGUGAGAGCCAGCACUCCGGAACCCCCGGCUACUGAACCACCAGAUGAGUGGAUAUUCCCUGAAAGCGGUGGCCCGCCCUCCGGCCCAGCAAGUAGCAGUUCAUCUUUGCUCCUAGAUGGGGACUCCCGUACUGCAUCACACCUGUGGCUCGAAACCAGCAAGGACAGUGACCCUGACCAGGCAGAGGGAACCCAGAUGGCUCCCAAGGACAUUUUCACCUUUUCGUCCAGACCAAGAUCAGCGCCUCAUGGGAAGAGUCACGAUCUGUCCCCCAAGGGGUGCCCGUGUAUUCUGGACCCAAAAGAGGACAGCCAACUGACCAAGGGAGACACCGAGUUGGAAGACGAUUUUUAUGGCAGUGACAGCAGCGAAGAGGAAUACAACUGGAGAAACUAUCAGCCCAGCCAGAUGAGCGAAUCUGAGCUACAGAUGCUGGCAAGCCUCAGGCGGCAGCAGAAUGAAGACCUAGAGGACACCGGGGCUCCUCAUGGCCUGAGCGCAUCCCAGGUGGACAACUGUAAUGUCAGCAUCAGUACCAGCAGCGAUGACACGACCACGUGGAACUCCUGUCUCCCACCUCCUGUGAACCAAGGCCGUCACUAUCAGAAAGAAAUGAACCCCCCUUCUCCAUCUAACCCUCGAGACUGGUUGAACAUGUUGAGCCCACCAAUUGUCCCUCCCAGUCAGCAGCCGCUGGAGCAGUCUCUGGACUCCUCUGCAAGUUUGAGUAUGCAAGGUGAAGAGGACCCGAGUGCAGAAGAAGAGGAGGAAGUGUUGACUCUGUUGUAUGACCCGUGCCUCAACUGCUACUUUGACCCUCAGACUGGCAAGUACUACGAGUUGGUCUAGCUCCUUCCCCUGGAGAUGGAACAGAACAGCGGUGUGAGGUCCACAAUGGACACCGUGAGCACAGGGGCCCACGGAGUCAAAAGGAAUGGAGCUUUGUAAAUAGCAUUCAACGUUAGGAGCAUCUGCAUUCUCUUUAUAGCUGUGUGUGUGGCUUUGAAAGUUGUGAGGGAAUUAAUACAAACACCAGAUUUUAGGCUUUGAAUUUGUUCAGUUGUUCAUUCCAACCGUCUAAGUCUCAUUUCGUACACGUUGUGUAAGCAAAUUAGGAAUUACUCAUUCAAAUUUUUCCAGUGUUAAUCAAUAAUAAAUGACGGCUUGAUACACUA